Messenger RNA from Bactrocera dorsalis (oriental fruit fly), 1830 nucleotides. RefSeq lists its product as uncharacterized. NCBI's taxonomy places the organism in Eukaryota, Metazoa, Arthropoda, Insecta, Diptera, Tephritidae. The transcript is spliced from 2 exons. The record is from RefSeq and is a predicted model, not a curated record. Bases 1194 to 1796 code for a protein of 200 amino acids.
UUAUAAAGGGUGAUUUUUUAAGAGCUUGAUAACUUUUAAAAAAAAAAAACGCAUAAAAUUUGCAAAAUCUCAUCGGUUCUUUAUUUGAAACGUUAGAUUGGUUCAUGACAUUUACUUUUUGAAGAUAAUUUCAUUUAAAUGUUGACCGCGGCUGCGUCUUAGAUGGUCCAUUCGGAAAGUCCAAUUUUGGGCAACUUUUUCGAGCAUUUCGGCCGGAAUAGCCCGAAUUUCUUCGGAAAUGUUGUCUUCCAAAGCUGGAAUAGUUGCUGGCUUAUUUCUGUAGACUUUAGACUUGACGUAGCCCCACAAAAAAUAGUCUAAAGGCGUUAAAUCGCAUGAUCUUGGUGGCCAACUUACGGGUCCAUUUCUUGAGAUGAAUUGUUGUCCGAAGUUUUCCCUCAAAAUGGCCAUAGAAUCGCGAGCUGUGUGGCAUGUAGCGCCAUCUUGUUGAAACCACAUGUCAACCAAGUUCAGUUCUUCCAUUUUUGGCAACAAAAAGUUUGUUAGCAUCGAACGAUAGCGAUCGCCAUUCACCGUAACGUUGCGUCCAACAGCAUCUUUGAAAAAAUACGGUCCAAUGAUUCCACCAGCGUACAAACCACACCAAACAGUGCAUUUUUCGGGAUGCAUGGGCAGUUCUUGAACGGCUUCUGGUUGCUCUUCACCCCAAAUGCGGCAAUUUUGCUUAUUUACGUAGCCAUUCAACCAGAAAUGAGCCUCAUCGCUGAACAAAACGCGCGCGAAACACAUUUCGAACCGAACACUGAUUUUGGUAAUAAAAUUCAAUGAUUUGCAAGCGUUGCUCGUUAGUAAGUCUAUUCAUGAUGAAAUGUCAAAGCAUACUGAGCAUCUUUCUCUUUGACACCAUGUCUGAAAUCCCACGUGAUCUGUCAAAUACUAAUGCAUGAAAAUCCUAACCUCAAAAAAUCACCCGUUACUUUUAAUACACACAAACUCAUAUAUAGUUGAAGAACCCGUGCAAAUCACAUAAUCGGGUUAUUUUUAGUCACAGAAAUAUUUUGGCCUCACAAAAUUAUAAACACAUUAAAACAAGUCAAUCAAUUCAAAUUAUUACCAAUUAGACUCGUUAUAUUCGCAUUAGACCCUCUGCAAACAAUAUUCACUUUGUGUUUAUUUUUUAUUUUGUCCAAAAAUGUUGCUCAGUUCGUACGCAACGACAAACAGUAAAAGUCAUGAGCGACUCUUUGACCCGGUGCAUAAUUUUAAUAGCUUUGUCAAUUCAAGCCUUUGUGCCGAACGUUUACGCAAUCAAAUACACAUUCACCAAAAUGGAGUGUGAGGCGCUCGACCAAGAAUUACUACAAUUCGAAGAUUGCGGGGUGAACGCAGAUCAUGAAGCUCAUAUGCGUUUGAAGGUGCUCAAACCGCCACUGGACAAUAUAUCUGUAGGUACUUCACAUCGCUUCUCCAAAUAUAGUGGCUAUAUAGAAGUAUUUUUUUUCUCCCCAAAGGUACGAGUUGUGCUUAUGAAGCAUACAAGCGGUGAAUAUAGGAGCUUCUUUUUGAAUACGGAAUAUGACGUGUGCCGGUUCCUGAAGUCACAACGCAAUCCAUUGGUGCAGUAUUUGUUUCAAUUUCUGAAACCCUACACCAGUUUAAAUCACAAAUGUCCCUUUCCAGAGACAUCCAUGUACCUAAACAACUUUCGGGUAAAUGCCAGCAUUUUGCGUCCAAUGAAGAUCGUACUCGAUGGAAACUAUUCCUUCUUCAGCACUUGGAUGACUCAUAAAGUGAAUCGGAUGAAAAUUGAUUUGUAUUUUACAUGGGAAGCUUGAAUAUCAUGAACAUGCAUAGAUGAAAAUAUGAAUA